AUGACGAGCGUCCCACCGCCGCUGAAAUCUUCCGCGGAUACAUUCAACAGAGACAUCGAGAGCCAAUCCAUUCGCCCGUCGCUUAGCUCAUCCGACGAUAUCGACAUCGCACGGGAUAGUAGUGAUCACGAUGAUGAGGAGAUGGGAGGAGGGGAAAUGGAGAAGAAACUGACGCUGACUGAGAGGGGCCAGGCGGAUCCGUAUCCGGAUGGGAUUAAUGCUGAGAGGAAUGCAGUUUGGGAGAGUACGGGGGCGGGUGCGGGUGAGGGUGCAGAGAAAGGAGGGCCAGUUACGAGAAUGAGCACGAAGAGUAGUUGGAAAGAUCCAGGGCCACCGCCUGAUGGUGGUUUGGUCGGAUGGACGCAAGCUGCCCUCAACCAUCUGGUUAUUAUGAAUACCUGGGGGUUCAUCAAUUCCUUUGGCGUCUUCCAGACUUACUAUGUCACUGCUUUGAAGCGCCCACCUAGUGAUAUCUCCUGGGUAGGGAGCAUGCAGAUUUUCUUCUUGUUCUUCAUCGGGACGUUCUCAGGCCGCCUCACAGACGCAGGAUAUUUCCGUCCCAUCUUCAUGCUUGGGUCAUUUCUAGGCGUCUUCGGCAUCUUCAUGGCGUCACUGUCCACGACUUACUGGCAGCUGUUCCUCGCGCAGGGCGUGUGUAUGGGUCUUGGGAAUGGGUGUCUCUUCUGUCCGGCCAUGUCGCUUCUUUCGACGUACUUUAGCAAGAAGAGGGGAUUGGCACUUGGGAUUGGUGCGGCGGGUAGUGCCACUGGUGGUAUGAUUUAUCCGGCCAUGGUCCAGCAGCUGCUUCCUCGAGUGGGCUUUGCGUGGACGAUGAGAUCCUUGGGAUUCAUCCAGCUCGCGUGUCUGAUUGUUUGCAACAUUGGCAUCAAACCACGUAUGCCGCCUCGAAGGACCGGUGCUUUGCUUGACUGGAAGAGCUUCAAAGAGUUGCCCUAUGUGUUGUUCGCUAUCGGGAUGUUCUUCGUUUUCUGGGGCGUGUAUUUCGCGUUCUUUUAUAUCGGCUCGUUCGCACGAUCGAUAAUCGGUCUCCCGUACAAGGAAUCCGUCAACCUGUUGAUUGUGAUGAAUGGUCUAGGUGCAUUCGGUCGCAUCAUCCCUGGCUAUGUCGCGGAUCGAUACUGCGGGCCAAUCAACACUCUGACUCUGGCCGUCUUCCUGACAUCGACAUUGGUGUUUUGUUGGAUUGCUGUCGACUCACGAGGAGGACUGUAUGGCUGGGCAGUGGUUUAUGGGGUCACUGGAGCUGCGAUCCAGAGCUUGUUUCCGGUAGCAUUGAGUAGCCUGACGACAAACUUGCAAAUGGCGGGUACGAGGAUGGGUAUGGUUUUCACGAUUGUGAGUUUCGCGGUGCUGACUGGACCGCCUAUUGCUGGACAGUUGAUCCAGAAGAAGAAUGGAGAGUUUCAGUAUGCUCAAUUAUUUGCUGGCUCUGUCAUGCUUGUUGGAGGAGGGCUGUUGACCUCCGCCAGACUUGCAAAAAAUAGAAAGUUGAAAUCGAAGAUAUGA
Messenger RNA from Cadophora gregata, 1527 nucleotides. RefSeq lists its product as uncharacterized. Lineage: Eukaryota; Fungi; Ascomycota; Leotiomycetes; Helotiales; Ploettnerulaceae. Gene Ontology annotation, biological process: transmembrane transport. Bases 1 to 1527 code for a protein of 508 amino acids. Gene Ontology annotation, molecular function: transmembrane transporter activity. Gene Ontology annotation, cellular component: fungal-type vacuole membrane. The transcript has 3 exons. The record is from RefSeq and is a predicted model, not a curated record.